Molecule: messenger RNA, 1896 nt
Organism: Zygosaccharomyces rouxii
Lineage: Eukaryota; Fungi; Ascomycota; Saccharomycetes; Saccharomycetales; Saccharomycetaceae
Gene: CBP2
Product: Cbp2p
Exons: 1
Coding region: 1-1896 (631 amino acids)
Source: RefSeq, a predicted model, not a curated record
AUGGUAGAUACCAACUUGAAAUUCUGGUCGACGCUUGUCUUCGCAGCAUUCAAAAGAAGACCUGAGAAUCCAGUAUUUGGGUACAAGAGAAAUGUGAUAAAGAUGAGAAAUGCCCAUGGCAAACGAAUUGAAUCUUUAUUGAAGAAACCAGAUCUUCACGUCGUUGAUUUGGAAUUAGAUGGUACUCUAGAAACAGCUCAUGUGAGUCGAAUCAGAGAACUUUUACUCAAGGAUGCUCGAGCUCCCACAGACUCAACACUAAGAAUAUUUCGUAAUGGUAAAGUUCCCAAACAAGGUCAAAAACAAGAAAUUUCUGAUUGGAAGUACAGCUCAUUAUUAUUCAAAAAUGCUCUGAAUCCGAAGUAUGGACUCCCGUUAUCUAAAUUAAACGCUCAUGAAGAUUUCCUUAUGAAUAAAACUAUACUACUGGAAAGUGAAAGCGGGGAGGAAAAAUUAGAUCGUAUAUUAUGGCCAUCUGCUGUCUUUUCUCACUCAUGUCGAGGUAUCGGCAUACCGACAGAGACCUAUAGACAAUACAGGGAAAAAUAUGGUACUGAUGAUAAGAUCCCAAAACUAGUCAAUCCACUCCCCGGUGAUCCAUUUUUGAAGCUGUACCCUGUAGAUUUCGUACCGUCAGAUUUUCAAGCUGUAGGGCUUUUCCCCAACUAUGUGGAAACUCACAAAAAUGUCUUCAAAGGAUUUGAUCUCUUCGGCGCCCUUGUCAAAUCGAGACUUUGUACAGAGUCUGAAAUCAAGUUGAUAAAUCAGCGUGUAAUAACAAAGGAAAAACCUUCAUCCUAUACUCCCUCCUCAGAUAUAGAUCUCAAAGGCGUGGAUGUACAGGACCACCGUGAUAGCAACAAUCUACAAGUGGAGACGAACCUUAACAAUCUAAACAAAUGGACAAAAGUUUCAAAAGACUACCAAUCAUUUUGGAGUGCUAGAGGUAUACCUAAUAAAAUAAUUCCUGCAGAUAUUUUACGUUGUCUUUUUCUCACUAAAGACAUAACGAUUAGUCAAAUGAAGGAAGAAUUUUGCAAGCAUUACAUUUUAUUUUCCAUCUUUUCACAAGCAUGGAGAAUUGAUAGAAAAUUCAAUAACAAAGAUCCAAACUUUUCGGAAUCAUCCUUAGAUGUUCCUUGGAGGCCCUGGGAUCUCUACAUCUUGAAGAGAUCUCAAGAGAUUAGCGCCAUCCCCAUUCCCACUACCCUGGAAGAAUUUUCCGAUGUGAAAUUACAAUUCGAUCAGUUUCUAAGUGAAUUUUUCAGUUAUUAUGCGUUGAUAGUCUCUGAGAUGAAAGCUGAGACGGAUUCAUUUUUCCAACCUACUGAAUCCCAUUUACCAAGAAUGGUACCUGUGAAGCAAGUGCUUAGAAAUAUUCUUCUAGAAAAUCAAUGGGUUCAGACUUUAUACCCAAAUUUGCACACACACAUGAAAAAUCGAUUCCAAUGGAUCCAUAGUUCGAAUUAUUUGGCCGUACCUACUACCACGGAAAUGGACGAAAAAACCCGUCAAUCGAACGAAAAGCUUCUUACCAUCGUACGUAUCAUCUCGGAGUUAGAAAGUGAAUCACGUCAAAAUCAAUUGGGUGAACGUGGUGGCAUCUAUGUAGAUCUCAAGACGCCAGCAUCCAAUUGGAAGAUCGUCAUUGUGAAUAACAGCUUAACAGAUCCUGAAGUGCGUCGACUUCUCAAAUUUAACAGUGACCUCGGCCUACAGUUUACUCAAAAUCUGGAAUAUUCGAGAAAUGAAGACGGUUGGUCCUGUCAGAAGAAAAAGAUGUUGGAUCCUGACACCUAUAUUUACUUGUACCACAACGAAAAGCAUUUGGAAUCUAAUAAGGAUCUAAUAGAUGACAUCAUCGAUAGAUUUGACCAACAAGCGGAUAAGAACUAG